This is a messenger RNA of Cuscuta europaea, 386 nucleotides long. The record is from the annotation of a GenBank genome assembly. Lineage: Eukaryota; Viridiplantae; Streptophyta; Magnoliopsida; Solanales; Convolvulaceae.
GUAGAAAGAAAAAAUAUUUUGCCAUGAGACAAGAAGCAUAUAGAAAAGAUGUUGAACGUGCCUUUGAAGUAUUGCAAUCCCGAUUUGCAAUUAUUGCAGGACCUUCACAUUUUUGGGAGAAAAAAGUCUUACACGACAUAAUGAGUGCAUGUAUUAUUAUGCAUAAUAUGAUAAUAGAAAAUGAACGUGAUAUGCAUGCACCAAUUGAAGAUGUGAGAGAUACACCAGUUCCAGAUAUUGAAGUGACAUUUGAUGAGGCGGCACAAUUCACUCAAUUUCUUAGCCGACAUAACCAAAUUCACGACAAAGACGCUCAUAUUGAGCUCCACAAUGCUUUAAUUGUUCAUUUGUGGAAACAAUUCUCAAUUUCCGAUAACUAAAACUAA